AUGCAACUCACCAUUUUAUACGCUCAUACGGGCGACGCUUAUUCCGUAGACCCCAACCUUUUUAAUACUGUCGACGAGCUCAAAACAUGGGUCGCGGAACAGUUCAAGGUUCCUAUUUCGAACCAGAUUUUGACGACUAUUAAGGGUGGUUUGGUUAAGCAGGCGAAUUUGGUUACUGAGAAAGAGCUAUUCCUAUACUCCCGCCAAUACAUCACCCCAUCAUCAUCCACACCGCCGCCUACAUUCCCAAUCCCGACAUUAAGUAAACCAUCACCACCCCCCGACCGUUUAGAAUCCCAAUCGGAUAUAUCAUCCUGGCGCACUCUCUUCGCGAAUAGGUUAUCGUGGUCCAACUCUAUCCUCUCGCAUGCCAAUACCCUUGCCGCAUCUAUCGAAUCUACGACUUCUUCUAUAGCAGUGAUCGAUCGGUCGUUAUCGGCUGCGACGACGAAUCUUGAUAGUCAUGUUAAGAAUUCGGGGCAAAAGUACGAUGAGUUGAAAACUUGGGCGUUUGAGGUGUUGGAGUCUCAGGAGAAGUUGUUGAGAAACUGGGAAGGUGGGGUUGAGAAGUUGGGGAGGAUACCGAUACAUAAGGAGGUUGGGAAGAUUGUUGCUGCUGAGAAUGUUAAGAGUGGGAGGUCGCCUGCCGGUGGUGGUGGUGCUGCUGCUGCUGCUGUUGCUGGUGGGAAGGCGACGGGGACGUUGAUUGAUAUUGUUUCCUUAUCGGAUGUUAGGAAUGCGGCGAAGGAGUUGGAGGUUACUGCUCGAGAGUUUGGGAUGAAAGUUCAGGGAUUGGGGAAUACGUUGGAGAGUAUUAAACAACAGUCGUCAUCUCUGACAACGGACAUUCAUCGCGGAUGGAAGAAGAACGAAGACUCAAAUUCUGCAGAGGCGGAAGGGUUACUCGCCGAUAUCCGGGUGUUGGUUCAAAAGAUCCAGCAGGAUACAGAACACAUCGGAACAUAUGCGAACAACUCGAAGAGUAUUUCGUCGAUUUCCAAGAUAGCGCAUACGCAUACGAAGGAUUAUUUACCGGCUUUGAUACAAUAUACUUCCGAAUUGGGAGGGAUAGUACAGGCUUGCAUUCAACGUAAGAAUGUGGCGGCUGGUUUUACGGUACAGAGUUUGCAAGCGAUUUCGAGGAUCGAGCAGAGGCUUUAUACGGAGUUGACCAGUGUGGUUAAGAAGUGUGAGGGGGAGUAUGAGGAGAGGAGUGAAAGGGGGUAUGGAGUGCUGGUGUUGGUUGCGCGGUUACCCGGCAUUUAUUCAAGUUUUUUGGUGGAGUGUGUUAGGAGGAGGGAGUGGGGGGAGAAGAUGGGACAGGACGGGGCGAAGCUGGCGGAGGAGCUGGCGGGGUUAAAGGAGGAAGAGGAGAAAAGAAGGAGGAAAUGGUGGAGGAGUGCUACUUCUGGUGGGGAGGUUGUGGUUUCGUUUCUACCGCAGCAGGAGGAAACAGGUGGUGGGGGGAUUAAUGUCGAAGUCAACUUUUCGGCGGAAACGGCCGGUUGGCCUGUUGUGGGGAGAGCGGAUUUGGAUGUUCUGCUUAAUGCGCUUAAGGGGGUUGAAGGAGUUGAAGGGUUGGUGAGGGAGCUUGCGCAGGGGAUUAUUGAUCUUGAUAAACCGACUAGGAGGCAGAGGAAGGCUACUACUCCGGCGCUUGCGACGAGGGCGUUUAAGAUGGGGAGUAUCCAUGAGGCUGCUAUGGCUAGUUCGUCGUUUUUGAGCACCGGGGUCGGUGGAGACGAUGGGACUAUCAAGAGGCUUAGGGAGGAUAGAGCGCGGUUGGAGGAGAGAGCUAGAAUGUAUGAAAGUCGGGUUAGGAAGUUGGAGGAUCUGUUACAUCGACAACGACCGGGCAAUGCGGCUGGGGUGCAGUUUGGGACUUCGAAUCUUGGAAAUGGGAGUGCUGCUGCCGCCGGUGGUGCUAUAGGUGUUGGGAGUCCACUUGCUGCUGAGCCGAUGUCGAGGAAUAGUUCGCAAGGGACGAUUAUUACGCCUAUGAAUGGGGUCGGAGUUGGGGUUACUAAUCCCAAUCGACGGAUAUCUAUCACUGAGGAUCCGUCGAAGGCUCUUACGAUGAGGAUUGUUACGCUGGAAAACGAUCUGGAGAAGGAAAAGGAGGCACGGCAGAAACUUGAAGCUGAAGCUUUGAAGAAAUUUGAAGAUGAGAAGAAAGGGUGGAAUGAACGAAUGAUGGAGGUUGAUUCUACGAAAAAGGAUUUGUUGGCGAAUAUUCAGGCUCAGCAGCAGGAGUUUAAUACCGAGAGAAAGGAAUUGCAGGAUAAGAUCAUGGAGGUUGAGGAACAGUUGGAAGGGUGGAAGGCGAGGGUUGAAGAGGUUUACGCGGAGAUGGAUAGGAUGGAGGAGAGUAAAGCGCUUGAAGCUGCUAGGAAUAGUGGACUGGGGAAGGAGGUUGAGGAAAUGCAGAGGGAGAUUGAAGAUUAUAGGUUGAUGUUGGAGGAACAUGAAGGGAAGAUGGAGGUUAUGAUUAGGGAUACUGAGAAGAUGAGGGUGGAAGCUGAGAAGGCUGCUGAAGAAGCUAAGAAGGAGUUGGGAGUUGUGAAGUUGGAGGAUGAGAAGAAAAAAGUUAUGAUUGAAGGAUGGGAGAAGAGGGCUUUGGAAGAAGGGGAGAAGCAUAGUCUUGCUGUUGUUGAUUUGGAAAGGAAGAUUCAUGCGCUCGAGGCGGCGGCCAAAGUCAAAGAUGCGGAGAACAAACGGCUCACGACGAAAGUUGAAAAGGCGACGAAGGAACUGGAUAUUUUUAGGAGCAAAGUUACCGGUGUCCUGGUACAGCCUAUUCACGAAUCUCAUCACGAACUUACGCGAACACAGAUACUUGACGUCGAGGAACUUACGGCACGAUUGGAGAACUUUGUGGGAGAAUUACGACAAGAGAUCGCACAAGGGGAAACUCAGAUUAAAACCUUGAAGGAUGGAAACCGUGCUUUACAGAGCAGAUUCGAAUCGAGGACCGUUAAGACGAAAGAUCUGACCCAGAAGUUGUAUACGCACAAUGCAAGAUCUGGGCAGUUACUCGAGUCCCUGGGAUUUAAAGUCAUCGUCGACGAAGACGGAGCCACACAGAUCGUACGAAUUUCCCGAGGAAACGCAGAUGGAGAUCAAAUGGCCAAGAGCAUCAGCAUGUCAACAAGUCUACCGCCCCUACCGCGAGAUUUUGCAACCAAGGGAGAUGUUGAGCUUCUUUAUUGGAUGGACAACCAAGAUUCGGAAGCCGAGAGCGAAAAGUAUGCGACGUUCUUAAGUUCGAUUGGAACUUUUGAUCUGGAUGCCUUUGGCGAUGCGGUUACCAAACGGGUGAAAGAGGCGGAACAUAUGGCCCGAAAAUGGCAGAAGCAGUGUCGUGACUAUCGGGAUAAAUACCAUAGAGCGGCAGCGGAUGCCAGCGAGAAGAUUGCAUAUAAGAGUUUCAAGGAAGGGGAUUUGGCAUUGUUUUUACCGACUAGGAAUCAGGUUACACGACCUUGGGCGGCUUUUAAUGUUGGUGCUCCGCAUUAUUUCUUGAGGGAAGUGGAGGGACAUAGAUUGAAGGCGAGGGAUUGGUUGUUGGCUAGAAUUUCGAGAGUUGAGCAGAGGGUUGUGGAUUUGAAGAGUGGUGGUGGAGGAGCUGGAAGUACGGUUGCUACAUUGGGAGAUAAGGGGUCUAGUGUUAGUAGUGACACUGGAGUUGAGACUGUGGAUGAAGAUAAUCCGUUUCAACUCAGUGAUGGGCUUAGGUGGUAUUUAUUGGAUGCAGUCGAGGAAGGGAAGUUGGGAGCGCCGAGUACACCGGGAUUGGGGAGUAGUACUGUUGCUGCGGCGAAUGUGGAUGCUAAAGGGAGUACGUCUAUUCGAUUGACGACGGCGAAGAAGACAUUGGUGGGGAAGGAUAGUAGUACUGCGUUAGGGGUUAGGAAGACUUUGACGAAGAGUUUGGCGCAGAGUGGAGGGCCUGUUUUGGGUGGUGGGGAGACUAGUAGUAUCAGGAGCAGGGAGAGUAGGGAGAGUGGGAGGAAAGGGAGUGAGGGGAGUAGUCAUGUUAGGCCGAUUAUUAGUGCUGGUAGUGGAGGGGUUGGGGGGAGUGCGGUUGAGGAUGAGGGGAGACCGGGGACGGGGUCUUGA
This is a messenger RNA of Orbilia oligospora ATCC 24927, 4119 nucleotides long. RefSeq lists its product as uncharacterized. Gene Ontology annotation, molecular function: molecular adaptor activity; protein kinase binding. Gene Ontology annotation, biological process: autophagy of peroxisome; positive regulation of protein phosphorylation; autophagy of mitochondrion. The transcript is spliced from 3 exons. The coding region runs from base 1 to 4119 and encodes 1372 amino acids. The record is from RefSeq and is a predicted model, not a curated record. NCBI's taxonomy places the organism in Eukaryota, Fungi, Ascomycota, Orbiliomycetes, Orbiliales, Orbiliaceae. Gene Ontology annotation, cellular component: extrinsic component of membrane; phagophore assembly site membrane; Atg1/ULK1 kinase complex.